ACUCAGUUCAUGUGCAAGCCUUUUGACUUUAUAGAACGCUGCUUGUGGAAACAAGAUAAUAGGGACAGAAGUUAGGUAGGUUGAUUCAGACUGGGCAAACUGAUACAGCUGAAGGAGAAGAGAAACUGUCAAGCUUCAUGAGACAAAAGGGGAUUUGAAAGUUGAAGUACACUAAAAAAGCAAAUCUAGAUUAGAAGCAAAGAAUUUGUAGCUUUUACGUUAACUGGUUUACUGUAUAAAAAAAUCUUUAAGAAUGUAAUUGUUUUUCUUGUUGAUUCUCUCAGGCACUUUCUAGCUAUGAGAGCAUUACCAUUGGGCAAGGCCGAUGACCCAAUGGUAAUGGGUCAUCAUUACCAUUGUUCUUGUGACCCCUUGUUCUUCUGAUUUUCUUUCUGAAAGAGUUAAUUUAUAUGGCUUUCAGAAAAGCUACAGUAAAUGCUCUUUCUGCUUACAGAAAUCCAAAAGAUACCUUCAAUUCUGAUGAAGGUCUCUAGCAAGGUCUUUUAAGGCUUAUUCUGAAUAAGCCCACAUUCGGUUUAUAUUUUGCAUUUUACACAGUGUUAUCCUAACUGUCUUGCUGAUAUCCAUUGGUGUGCUUUGUGUUGUAAUGGAAAUGUUUUUGAAAGUUUCAUAUCUUUUUUUUUAAGUUACUUUAAACAUAGUACUAGGGUUUGAAUUUUUAGAUGCUAUUUUUACAAAGAUUACCAAUAACUGUUAUAAUUGACUGAUUAAUGGAAGUUUUCUUUUCACUUUUAUUCAUUCAUUUGAUGGCCCUUAAUCAGUUUCUCCUAUAUGGGUGGGUCUUUCGCACAGCAAGUAGGGUGAGAAACGUUUGUAACAAACAAUGCGAUUGCUAAAUCCCACACUAUGGCUUGGGAAUUUGGGUACAGUAAUAGCCCCAAACCAAUCUGAACUUAUUUGCAUAACUAGGUUGCAUGUUGUCAGCAUCUUUGUAAUAUGAUUACUUUUCCUAAAGACUAGCAGUUGAGGCUGAAAUUUUCCAUGUUUGGUCUCUGCAAAGAAGCUCCUUUUUCAAAAUUUGAGAAUCACUUCAACUGUUGAAGUUACAAGAGUGGGAAAAAUAAUUUCAAUUUAAAACAUUGAAAUGCUGAUGUUAGAGGUGUAUGUACAGCUACCUCAGAUUGAGAGACGUUUGGACACAGUCAGAUCUGUGUGCCAUAUUGCACAGAAGAGGCUCACAGCAUGUUUCCAGGGCCAGUAUGGCACCGAUGCUGAUAAAAGACAUAAAAAGCUUCCUCUAACAGCUUUUGCCCAAAAUAUGCAAGAAGGAUCUGUCCAGCUCACUGAUGAUACUCUGUUGGGGAAGAUGCUGGACACUUGUGGUGAUGCAGAGAAUAAACUGGCAGUAGAGCUUUCUCACCAUGAGGUACAGAUUGAAAAAGACGUUUUAGAGCCACUAAACCAGCUAACAGAGACAGAAAUCCCCAAUGUUCAGAAGCAGAGGAAACAGCUUGCAAAGUUGGUUUUGGACUGGGAUUCUGCAAGAGCUAGAUACAGCCAAGCUUGCAAGACCUCGGGGACUAACUUUCAAAUGCAUCCAUCCAAAAUAGAUUCCCUUAAGGAAGAGAUGGAUGAGGCUGGAAAUAAAGUAGAACAAUGCAAGGAUCAACUUGCUGCAGAUAUGUAUAACUUCGUGUCCAAAGAAGGGGAGUAUGCCAGAUACUUUGUCAUGUUAUUAGAAGCACAAGCAGAUUACCAUAGAAAAGCAUUAGCAGUCUUAGAAAAGGUCCUCCCUGAAAUUCAAGCCCAUCAAGACAAAUGGACAGAAAAGCCAGCCUUUGGAACACUAUUGGAAGAGCAUCUCAAACGCAGUGGUCGUGAAAUUGCACUCCCUAUUGAAGCUUGUGUAAUGAUGCUCUUGGAAACAGGAAUGAAAGAGGAGGGCUUAUUCAGAAUUGCUGCAGGAGCCUCCAAACUGAAGAAGCUGAAAGCUGCUUUGGACUGUUCUACUUCCCAGCUAGAUGAAUUUUAUUCGGACCCUCAUGCCGUUGCAGGUGCCCUGAAGUCCUAUUUACGAGAGUUGCCUGAACCUUUAAUGACCUACAGUCUGUAUGAAGAAUGGACGCAGGUUGCAAAUGUACAGGACCAGGACAAGAAGCUGCAAGACUUGUGGAGAAUUUGUAAGCGACUGCCAAAGCCUAACCUGGCUAAUUUCAGGUAUCUAAUCAAGUUCCUAGCAAAACUUGCACAGAACAGUGACAUUAACAAAAUGACACCCAGCAACAUUGCCAUAGUGUUAGGUCCCAACUUGCUGUGGGCAAAGAAUGAAGGAUCACUUGCCGAAAUGGCAGCAGCAACUUCGGUCCAUGUGGUAGCAGUUAUAGAGCCAAUAAUUCAGCAUGCAGACUGGUUCUUCCCUGAAGAUGUGGAUUUUAAUGUAUCUGGGGCAUUUGUUGCUCUUCCUGCCACGAAUUCCAAUCAUUUCUCUCAACCUGGGAAUGAGUAUGAUUCGGGGACACUGGAACGGAAGAGGCCUGUUAGCAUGGCUAUCAUGGAAGGCGAUUUGCUGAAGAAGGAAGGCUUUGGUGUCAAGGUUAUGGACUUCCCAGUGAAUCCUCGGAGAUGUGGCACUAUAAAUAGAAAGCACACAUCCCCAGCUUUCCAGCCACCACUUCCACCUACUGAGGCUGGCAUGCUGGCUCAGCCUGUAGCAGAGCAGCAUUCACAGGGUUCUGUGGCUGAAACUAGCCCAGUGAGUGCAACUUCUGCUCCAUUUACUGGCACAGCAGAACAUGUACACACUCAAGGAAAUGAGGAUGUCAGUACCUCAAAGCCCAGAGAAACUGCAACUUCAACUACUCCUCCCCCCGUGAGAGAUGGUGGGCACUUAGGCACUAUGCAGAGCCAGCCGCAGUCAACAAGUAGCCCUAAUCAGCUUUGUGCCAGCCAGCCACCAAAUGCUGCUGGUCCCAGCCCGCAUGCAGUGAGGCGAGCUGUUAAAAAGCCUGCACCAGCACCUCCCAAACCUCCACCUGGGCAGCCAGGAAACCACGGUUCUACUCCACCAGUUCAGCUACCUUCUGUCUCUCCAAAACCACCCACCAGAAGUGCUUCUCCUCCUGGACAACUUACAAACCCAGGGGCAGGCCAGACUUCCACUUCUUCCCAGGUUUCUGCCCCUCGGAGAUACUCCAGCAGCCUCUCCCCAAUACAAGCUCCUAACCACCCCCCUCCACAGCCCCCCUCACAGGCUACACCUCCACUGCAGCCUAAACUAAAUAGUCAAGUGUCUUCUCCACCUGCUGUACCUAGUGGCGAACAUGGACCCGAGCAGGCACCUUGUACUCCACCUCAGACUCCAACACCACCUGAUACGCCACCUCCAGGAAAACACAGUGCUAGCGCCGCACUCUCUCAGCUGCAGUCAUCUACCCAAGAAACUUCGCAGUCUCAUUCUCCUCCUCAAACCGGGACAUUACCAAGGCCAAAGCCAGUACCAAAGCCCCGGAACCGACCUAGUGUUCCCCCACCACCUCAUCCUCCUGUGUCUCUGUCAGCGGGAGACAGUGUACUUACAAAUCCCACUCAGACGGCUUCCAAAAUAGUAACAGACUCUAAUUCCAAUGUUCAAGAACCACUUAGGAUCCUCUCUUCAGAGCCUCCUACAGAGUCAGCGAGCAAGGAUUUGCACAACCAUUUUGUGCUUGAUGUUGACAAUGAUACAGAAAGCACUGCCCUGUAAAAGAAACCAAAUGCUCCAAAACUUUUUAAAAACCUUUCUGUCCUCAUGGAAAACGAACAAAUCAAGACCUAACAGUGAAGAGCUUUUUUUUUUUUUGAAGAUACGGCAGAACUGUAUGAAGGCUCACUCUAAGUAUGUGUAAAGCAGAAGAAGUUUAAUGAUCUGUGUCUUGAAACUGGUUUAAAAAAAUCCUGGAUGGAAACAGUUGAUUACUGUGGAAAUGUAUAUAGGAAGCUUAAUUGCUGCUAACAGAGAUGGCAUUAGCAGAAAUCCCAAAAGAAUAAAAGGCAGUACAUCAGUUAUUAUUUAAGGUGCAUGUAUGGAAAUAACCUUCUUACUGUGGUUCCUAGUUCUUAAACAUUAUAUAUUAAAAAGGAGAUGCCUUGCAAGAGACUUUCCCUCACUGACUUGCUGCAGAAUUUUGUUCGAGUAUGAACCGAAAAUGCUAGAGCUGGUAGUGACUGCUGGUUAUCAGUCACCUUUCAAAACUGUGGAUAUAUUCUAGUGCCUUGAUGGACUGUCAUAUUGUAGAAAGAAACUUACUGUAUCUCUAACCAUUUUAUUGUUACUUUAAGUACUGACCAUUAUCGUUAUGUCAUAGUUAUCUUUAUUAACCAUACCUGCUUUUUAUGUGAAAUUCAUAACUGUUUCAAGGUGAAACUGUGGAAAUGUUUAUGCUUUCAUUUAAAUUGGUUGAAUUUUGAAAAAUUUGAACAGCUGUUUCGAUUCAUCAGUUAGAUGAGCAUUUAUCAAAUUAAAGGAUUCUGUCUUUUGUCA
Pelodiscus sinensis (Chinese soft-shelled turtle) is the source of this 4480-nucleotide messenger RNA. NCBI's taxonomy places the organism in Eukaryota, Metazoa, Chordata, Testudines, Trionychidae. The record is from RefSeq and is a predicted model, not a curated record.